GCCAUACAUUGGUGAGGACCAUCCCCCGUACCAAGAUGGCUGCCGCAUUGACGCCACGUUCCAAUCAACGGCAGCCGUCAAAGUGACGUCCACGGUCUGCACUGCCGUGCGCUGUCUUGUUUUGAGGACAGCGUGACGUCACAUCCGCCGUCAGCAUCACCCAGUUAGCUCACUUAGUAGCUUCCAGCUAAAAGCACCGCUGACGGUCAUCUAUGAGUCGCAAAAGGAACCACAGUUUCCUGGAAACGAAGCGGUCUCCUGAGUUCUACGGCGCUUUCAUGGACGUCGCCGGGACAACGAAGAGAGCCGACGAUGAUUGCCUGGAGCUGGAGCGCGAGGAGGAGCUCCUGUGCUCGGUCAGCGACAUCACGGAGCACCUGAAGAGAAACAUAGCCGUGGUCCUGGAGUCAGCCCAGGCGGAGAUCCGCCGAGUGGUCAGUGUCCGGAUCCAAGUCCUUAAAAUGGAGCUGCGCGAGAAAAACGCGGAGAUAGAAAAGUUGAAGGCUAAGCUGGAGACCAUUCAGAGGGAUGGGAGGGAUGGCUUGACGGCUCUGGAGCCCUCCUCGGAGGCUGGCUUCAUGAGGUUCACUUUCAUGCCCGGAUCCAAGCAUGGCAGCGUCGAUCCCAGGAGAGCCAAAUCUGUCAUCCCCGAGGUGAAGAGGGAGAACAUAGACGCCAUCUGUGACUUUCUGAUGAAGGACAAGAACUUGAAGGGCUGUGGUGAAAUGGACGCGGAGCUGGUCACCCCAGCCAGGGGCGAAAAAGAGGCUGAAGAAGAAGCGGAAAUGCACUCCCUGGACCUGUGGUCGGACAAUAGGGUGGAUGCUUCGGGGUCGGUGCAUGGAGACCCCGACUCCACCUCGGACUUCAUGUUCAGCAUGCCUCCCAUCGGCAGCAGACGGCUGGAGGACUAUGAAUGGACUCCACCGGCGGCAUAUUCUGCAGACCUGAAAGACAUGAAGCAGCCUGAAUGUGAAAACACACGGGCCAGUGUGCUCGAUGAUGAGGACGACGUCGAAGAGUUGUCCAGGAGGGAGGGGGGUGGACAGAAGCAAACCCAGGUUUGUUUUUCCCAUGUCCAGCUGUCCGAGUGCUCCACGAAAGCCCAGGGCUCUCCGGGGAUGGGAGGGAGUCCGUCGGAUGACAACAAGGACAGGCCGGAGACAGGCCAGCAGUUUACAAGCCACACCUACAUCUGUUCACUUUGUGGAACCUUUUGCCCCGACUCUGUGUUUUUGGAGGACCAUAUCAAGCUCAUACACCCAGAUGCUGAUGACACUCAAGCUGCCAGGGCCCAAAACUUCGCCUCCUCUGCUGGACCCACUGUGGAAGAUGGUAGCAGUGAUCCUGCUAGGAUUGUAAAGGGGACUAGUGAAGGCAGCCCAGGAAUAAGCUCUGGUUUCAGCAUCGGCCAUGGAGGGGGAGCUGUGAAAAAGGAGAUUAAAACUGAAGGGGGUUAUGAAUGCGGCGACUGUGGCCGUCAUUUCAACUACCUUGGCAACCUGCGGCAACACCAGCGCAUCCACACCGGAGAAAAACCUUUUGUGUGUCCAGAAUGUGGAGAGAGGUUUCGCCAUGCUGCCAGAUUAAAAAGUCACAGAUUGGUACACAGCGGUGCCCAGAGUCCUUUCCCUUGCCCACAGUGUGGGAAAGGUUUUUCAGUGCUUUCUGGUCUGAAAAGACACCAAAGGGUGCACACUGGUGAGAGUCCGUAUGCCUGCCCUGAGUGUGGUCGGUGCUUUAAGGAGCUAGGAAAUUUGUACACCCACCAGAGGAUCCAUAGUGGGGCUACUCCUUACUGCUGCCAACAAUGUGGACGCUGCUUUCGCCAUCUAGGUACAUACAAGAGUCACCGGUGCUCUCCGGCACCAUAACCCACCUUUAAAGUACGUUGAUCGUGAUAAUCAUAAAAGAUGGAAGUAAAGACAAGUUGCGAUUGAGGUUGUCAGAAUAAUCAACAUCUCGGUAAAAUCGAUACUAAAAACUUGAAUUAUUCAAAGAUACUCCUUUGUGUCAAAAUCAAUAUAAACUUGACCCAUUGACAUUUGCCCCAAUUGUGGGACUGCAGCUGCUCAUCUCCACAAGGAUCUGCUGCUGGAACUCUAACAUGUCAGGUUCAGCCAGAAGGCCAUGUGAGACUCACUUUAUCGGCAAGAAAACUGUUGUGAAGAACUUUCUCUGUAAGACAGACGGACUUGCUAAGCUAAUGCUGUAAGCUAACACUACAUGGUAAUGGUACGACUUCGGUUUGAGACUGACAUAAAAAGGUCAAAAAAGCUCCUGUAGCUGCAACAGUGAAGUAGUAAACUUCUAGGGUGACAUAAGCUAACGCUAUCCAUUAGAACAUUAGCAACACAGACAGUGUUCUAUGCAUCUGAGAUAUGCUUCCAGGCCUUUCUACUGCGCUAAUGAAUCGACGUAGGAAAUGCAAAUUUGCUGAUGACUCGGUCGGCUAAUAACUAGUGGAGCAACAACACAAACCAGUGCACAGCUCAUCCUUUACUCCACCCUAUUUAGCUGUGAAGGCUAAUGUGGCUAACUACAUGGGUUCUGGUAGGGCCAGACUGAACCCGACAAUUGGAGCAGAAAAAAGUUGGAUCCCGUAAUAACCUACCCUGCUGCUGUUGUUGAUCACUGAUGAAAAUAUUCAGCAAAAGGACCAGAAAGACACAAAUUGUACAGGGUUGCUGCUAAAUAUACUUGCAUGGACCAGAUCCUUAGUUAUAUUGUAAAAAAUAUGCCAGAUCCAUGUUUGUUUUGAAACACUUUUAUUUUAGUAUAUAAUAAAUAUUUGUCCCUCAGCAGGGAUAUUUUUUCUAUCAGUUUGAAAUUGGUAGACAGAACACACCGUCGUAAAUUAGAGAAAAGCAGUUAUAACAGAAAUAAAUUCUCGACUGAAUCAAAGGUGCAUACAGUCCCUCAGUCAUCUUUUUUCACUCUAAAAAUCUGCUUAUGAGGCACUUUUAAAGCAUCCCAGUACUAGUGGGCGCAGUGAAAAGCCACGGUGAAUGCUACGACAUAGGAACUACAGGCACAGCAGCACAUGGAGGGUUUGUGAGGAGGCGGUUAUUUCUACAAGAGAAAUAAAGGAAACGUUGGGAGUGUGGGAGAAGCUUUUAGACUAUAUUUAAAAGAAAACCCCUGACAAAGUUGCAACUGUGCAUGCAACAUUUCAGUUUAUUAACUAUUCACUCAUAAGAGUUGAACCUGAUUAAAUUGGACAGGUUUUAAUAGAAAACCCCUGCAGAUAAAAGUGAGGAAAGCAUGUCAGAAUGGGCAAAAAUCAGCAAAAAAGAUUCAGUUAUUCAGUUCAUUCCUCCACCUCUGUCAGCGUCUUCAUGCUGUCUAAUCUCCAGGUUGAAUGCUGUACAUUAUGCUGAACUGUACUUAAUAAAACCAGUUUAGUUCACUACA
Molecule: messenger RNA, 3414 nt
Organism: Fundulus heteroclitus (mummichog)
Lineage: Eukaryota; Metazoa; Chordata; Actinopteri; Cyprinodontiformes; Fundulidae
Gene: znf16l
Product: zinc finger protein 16 like
Exons: 3
Coding region: 213-1874 (553 amino acids)
Biological process (GO): regulation of transcription by RNA polymerase II
Molecular function (GO): RNA polymerase II cis-regulatory region sequence-specific DNA binding; DNA-binding transcription factor activity
Source: RefSeq, a predicted model, not a curated record